AUGAAUGUUGAUAUAGCAUUUGAUGGAAAUGAGUAUACAUACAGUGGAUAUUCUAAGAAUUCUCUUAUAGAAGAUAAAAAUUAUACCUUAGACUACGAUAAAUAUGUGCAUUUUGCUUUUUUUGUAUGCUAUUAUGUUUCCCAUAUAAAAAAAGAAAAAUGCUCAGACACAGAACUUUUAACUUGGUAUUUGAAAACGUUUAAGCACGUUGUUAUUAACUCCACAAAAAAGGUAAAAAGAACAUAUUUUAAUCUAAUAAAUAAUUUGAUUCAAGAUAAAUGCGUUAAGGUUACUCUGGAAAAUAAUAAAAGAUACCUAACACAUAAUGACCAUUUUAUUUUAUGGGCAUGGAAAAGAAAAGCUUUAAUUUAUGACAAGGAGCAACUGGAUAAAUAUUAA
This is a messenger RNA of Plasmodium berghei ANKA, 399 nucleotides long. Its product is annotated as conserved protein, unknown function. Lineage: Eukaryota; Apicomplexa; Aconoidasida; Haemosporida; Plasmodiidae. The record is from RefSeq and is a predicted model, not a curated record. Bases 1 to 399 code for a protein of 132 amino acids. The transcript is spliced from 5 exons.